This is a messenger RNA of Psilocybe cubensis, 2349 nucleotides long. RefSeq lists its product as uncharacterized. Lineage: Eukaryota; Fungi; Basidiomycota; Agaricomycetes; Agaricales; Agrocybaceae. The transcript is spliced from 8 exons. The coding region runs from base 1 to 2349 and encodes 782 amino acids. Gene Ontology annotation, molecular function: 5'-3' DNA helicase activity; nucleic acid binding. The record is from RefSeq and is a predicted model, not a curated record.
AUGGACAGUUCCUCAUUCCUCGUUACACAAGGUGUCUUUAGUGCGCACCACCCAAAUAUCGUUGUUCAACAUUGUCACGAAGGCGACAUCUCCGGGUAUUUUGACCUUUUUGUGGGCUCCAUUGAUGAAAGCGUCAUCGGCCUUGCUGCUAUAUACGGGUCCAAAGGUCGAAUGACGAUGUUGGCAGUCUCUUCCCGCAGUCGAACUCUUGUGGUGACUCUUAGUUUUCAAAGCCGGAGAAGAGUCAGUGCGAAGAAGAAGAAAUUAAAAACGAAAACUGUCGAUAAAUUGCACUCUUUGCUAUGCGACCCGGAUGUAUUGAAGGUCACAUUUUACAUGGACAAAUUGUCGGCAGCACUAUUCCAUGACCAUGGGAUGCGUAUUACUCAGGGGAAAGACCUUCUCUCAUUGUCUACCAACAACAAUCGCACUUCUAUCGCUGCUUUAAUAACAGUCAUAGGUGGCGAUAAAAUGGUAUUCAAGGAAGCCUUAACCGAUUUAUUUUUCAAUGAUAAACCACACAAGGAAGCGGUUAAGGCAUUGGCCCUCCAAGCUUGGGUUGCCUAUUCGGCCUCGGUUCUCCCAAGCAUAUAUCCAAGGCUGAAUGGAUUAUCUUCCAUCAAUACUUCGUUUAUGCCUGAAAAGACCCUUGCCAUUGUCUCAAAAACUAUCCGCGAUAUGGACAGGCUUGUGGCACUCAAACCUUCUCGAAAAAAGCAUGACGUUAUAAGCAAACCUGAGAAGCAAUCAUUGAUUAUUUCACAGAGGUACAAGACAAAAAUUAGCCGCCUAUCAGGGACUCAGCGUCUACGAAUUACAUUUCAACGCAAUGGAAAGACAGAAUCCAUUCAAGUAACAAAGGGUGUGAAGGUUGAUGGGCGUCAAACGACAAUUGAGGUGGGCAGCAAACCAAUGGUCUUUAAUACUAUAAAGUCUGUGGAAACAGUCGGAAGAGAGGACCCCACCCCGGCUGAAAUUCAGAGAACCGAGUUUAUGCUUUCGGUACUACAAAAUCCCGUUAUAUUGUCUCAAAAUCCGUUCAUUGGCGCAAUAUGGGGUCUUCCUAAAACAUCCUGGAAGAAAAACUCUGCAACCCUAGUAACCCCUGGCAUAUAUUUUCCGUCGAAAAGACAGUUGAACGAAUCACAAUCUGUGGCAGUUAAUUUUAUACUCUCCAGCAAGACUUCCGACCGUGUUAUCCUGAUUCAUGGGCCUCCCGGCACAGGAAAAACUACUGUUAUUGCUGCGGCUGUCACUAGUGCUAUGGCUUCUUUUGACACCACACGUACGAUAUGGCUUGUUGCACAAUCUAAUGUUGCCGUCAAGAAUAUCGCGGAAAAGUUGGCCAACGUCGAUUUUUGGGAUUUCAAGAUCAUUGUAUCCAAAGACUUUCGCUUCGAUUGGCAUGAACAUUUAUACGUAAAAAUUGAAGAAAACUUGAUUGAAACUAGCAUGUUGAUUGACGACGUCCUUGCGACAUCGCGACAAUUGCUCGGUUCUCGGGUAAUCUUAUGCACCCUCGGAAUGCUUUCCAACCCUAAACUGUCUAAUGUUACUUCCUUGGUUCCACCACAGACAGUAAUCUUUGACGAGGCCAGCCAAAUUGAAAUAGGAGAUUAUAUGUCUCUUCUCCACCGUUUUAAGUCCAGUUUGCAAAAACUCGUCUUCAUUGGCGAUGAUAAACAACUGGCGCCUUAUGGUACGAGUGACAUACCGGAAUUGCAAAGUAUCUUCGAGAAACUCCACCUUCGAAAGGCUGCUGUCUUCCUUGAUACCCAAUAUCGGAUGCCUGUACCCAUUGGCACAUUCAUUUCAAAGCACGUAUACUCGGGCAAAUUAAAAAGCGAGCACGCUAUUCUCAAAUCAUCUUGCUGCCGCUUUAUCGAUGUUCACAAUGGCGUGGAACAAUCCAAGGGGCACAGCUGGACGAAUGAACAAGAAGUCAAAGUGGUGGUCAAAAUCGCACGGCAGCUCAUUGCCCAGGGAAAAUCUUUUCGCAUCAUCACUCCUUACGAUGCCCAACGGUCGCUGUUGGAGAGCAGUCUCAAGAACGCCGAACUCACAUGGGAAGACAAAUGCUUCAACAUCGAUUCUUUCCAAGGCAACGAGGAUGACUAUAUUGUAGUGACUUUGGUCCGCACAGCUAAACUUGGUUUUCUUAUUGACAUGAGACGCGUCAACGUGAUGCUGACACGGUGCAAGGUGGGUAUGAUCAUAUGUACGAACCGUGCGUUUAUGGAAAACGCUGCUGCCGAGACACUAGUAGGGAAACUUCAGAAAACUAUAAGUGGAUCAAUAUGGAUAGACGGGCACGAUGUUCUUCAUAAAAACAUCAAGACCUUCGUUUGA